AUGAAUCUUUACCUAAAUGUGCUGCACGAAAUAGAGGCGAUCCUUCAAAGGUGCAACGGAGACGUGUAUCAAAAGGUUCGAAAAAUAAUCGAGUACAUUCGGUCCAACUACAGGGAAGACCAGGACGAGGUACUCCCGCCGAAGAGGGACAAUGCUGCAAAGAAGAAGAGAGCCAAUUCGAGGAGGCGAGAUGAAAAAGACACGGGCGCGGCGAAACUGACGGCGAAGCAGACGGCCAAGCAGACGGCCAAACUCACAACGAAGCAGACGGCAAAGCUUAUGACAAAGCAGGGCGAAAACGCGAACAGCAUAAAGAACUACUUCAAAGUAGUGAAGAGGGAAUCUCCCCCUCCAAACCCAAAUAAUGCAGACACGCGCGCGGAAGAUGCCAACACGGAAGGAUCGUCCCAAAUGGAAAAGAAAAAAAAAAAAAACACCAUUCCACGGAUUAACACGUUCCUCUUCUACGGAAAUUAUAACAUUAUAAUAAUCAUAUACUACAUUAUACACAAAGUAAACCUCCAUAAUGAGGAGAACCUUUUUUCCAAUGGCAACCACCAUGGGGAAAGCCCAAAUGGAGGUGCCAAAGAUUUCAUAAUCCAUAGUAACAAAACCGUUACACACAUUAUGUGUCCUCAACUGAAGGACAACGACUUCAAAGGAUUGAACCAAGUAGUGAAGGAAAUACUAACGUACAAGUUGAAUUCCCGUCGCAUAUUCAUUGUAGAGUCCUUUGAUUCUUUGAAUGAUCAAUUUAGAAAAAUUUUUAUGCGAAAAAGGAGUAAAAGUAAAAAUCUCAUUUUCAUUCACAGCAGUGCUUCUUUGAAUGACAUUUAUUUAGCCAACUGUCUGUAUGUCCGAAUCCCCAAGCCAGAAAAAGUUCUGUUCAUUUCUCAUUUUUUACAUUUAUCUGAAGAGAAGUACAAAAUGGAUAUUCAUAAUAAGGAGAAGAAGGACUACGUCGAAAAUAUCAUAAAGAGUUGCAACUAUGACAUUUCGCUCAUCCUCAGCAUGCUGUACUUUAUCAAGGUUAAUAACUUCCCAGACUUGAAGAAAAUUAUGAAACUGAUUGUCAAUACGAAUAUAAAAAAGGUAGUUUGUAUCAUACACAAAUGUGUCAUUUCGAAAAGUUCCCUGUUCCUGAUUAGAAAUAUUUUCUAUUCCAUUUUGUAUACUUACAACUUUGAUAUGCACAACUUCUUGACUAUCUUUUGCAAACAAUUGAUUUCUUUCCAUAAAGAUGAUGAGAAUUAUAAGAAGGAGAUUUUCUCCUUGUUUUCAGAAUAUAGUUACUACUCUUCUUUACACGACAAUCAUAUUUGCUCCUUGGAGAGCCUCGCCUCCAAAGUUAUCCUCCUUGAGCAGAAGUACAUCACCACGUUGAACCCCAGCUCCCCCAUUUCCGAGGACAAGGACGAACUCAGUACCAGCUUUAAGUCCGAGCUCGCGUGA
Messenger RNA from Plasmodium inui San Antonio 1, 1452 nucleotides. RefSeq lists its product as hypothetical. Bases 1 to 1452 code for a protein of 483 amino acids. Lineage: Eukaryota; Apicomplexa; Aconoidasida; Haemosporida; Plasmodiidae. The transcript has a single exon. The record is from RefSeq and is a predicted model, not a curated record.